AUGACACGUAAUGCACAUUCUUUUACAAGUCAAGAACGCAGAGAAGCAGAUGCUGCCCGAAAACGUAGAAAUAGAGCCAUGGAAACUCUGCACAAAUUCGCCCUUAAAUUCUCUGAAGAUACGGAUUUACCUACAGAAAGUCCAGAAAUGUGCUGUUCCAAUGGAAAGGUAGUGUUGAUGGAACCUACUAUUCCACCACUUUUGUACCAUCUCUUUACCAGUCAGGAUGAUAUUGCAAAGAAUUUUCAUGACAAAAUUCGUUUUUACAAUUCGGCAUUUACCUUUGCUUCCGUUGGUAUCAGGUUUGAUCGCGAGCUCACUAAUGCAAAGAACGGCAUCUAUACUUUUUGUGUUCAAGGUUCAUUUUAUCACCGGAUUGGUUCGCUACUACCAGAGGCAAGAUCUAAUCCCCACUACUUACAGAUGUAUAUCUAUGAUACCCAACAUGAACUACACCAUCGAACGAAUGCCAUCCCUAAUUCAAAUCUCAACCCUGCUAUUGUCGAAGACAUAAAAGCCAUACUUGAUGAAGUGAACCCCUAUUCUAUUAACUUUCGAUACAUUUCUAAUUUUCCUGAAGAAGAUAUCAAAAAUCUAUCGAUGCUUAUUCAUACAAACAUUCCUGGACUUGACCAAAGGACCCAUAAUGUCCCAACGGCUCCUCAGGUAGCGGCAAUCUGGAUCAACGAUGAUGUGCCUCCCGGUGCGAUUCAGAAACGCGACAUUCUAUUACGUACACGAAUUAAUCAGCUGAUUCAUAUCUCUAAGUUCAGUGGGUGCUACGAUCCUUUGGCCUAUCCACUUCUAUUUCCUCAUGGCGAGCAAGGAUGGAUUCCUCAACAAAUACCAUACAGAAAUGUCCCUCUACCUAAGACAAUUAACAUUAAUGAAUAUCCUAAUAGCAGAGAUAGUGACGAUCUAAUAUAUGAAAAUAGCAAUACCAGUACAACACGACACAGGAAAUUUGUAAGUGCGAUGGAAUAUUAUGCGUAUCGGAUUCAAAUUCGGCUUCGCUCCACCAAUAUACUUUUACAUGCAGGACGACUUUUCCAACAAUAUGUGGUUGAUAU
Messenger RNA from Acaulospora morrowiae, 1070 nucleotides. The record is from the annotation of a GenBank genome assembly. Lineage: Eukaryota; Fungi; Glomeromycota; Glomeromycetes; Diversisporales; Acaulosporaceae.